Messenger RNA from Marmota monax (woodchuck), 555 nucleotides. RefSeq names its product olfactory receptor 8J3-like. Gene Ontology annotation, biological process: sensory perception of smell; G protein-coupled receptor signaling pathway. The transcript has a single exon. The coding region runs from base 1 to 555 and encodes 184 amino acids. Gene Ontology annotation, molecular function: odorant binding; G protein-coupled receptor activity; olfactory receptor activity. The record is from RefSeq and is a predicted model, not a curated record. Gene Ontology annotation, cellular component: membrane. NCBI's taxonomy places the organism in Eukaryota, Metazoa, Chordata, Mammalia, Rodentia, Sciuridae.
AUGGCUUCUGGAAAUCUCACCCAAGUGACUGAAUUCAUUCUGAUGGGAGUCUCAGACCGCCCAGAGCUGCAGAUUACCCUCUUCCUGCUCUUCUUGGUCAUCUACGGGCUCACUGUGACAGGGAAUCUGGGCAUCAUCACCCUCACCAGUGCUGAUUCUCGGCUUCAGACCCCUAUGUACUUCUUUCUCAGACAUCUGGCUGUCAUCAAUCUUGGCAACUCUACUGUCAUUGCCCCUAAAAUGCUGGUCAACUUUUUAGUAAGUAAGAAAACCACCUCAUACUAUGAAUGUGCCACACAACUGGGAGGAUUUCUGGUUUUCAUUGUAGCAGAGAUCUUCAUGCUGGCCGUGAUGCCCUAUGACCGCUAUGUGGCCAUUUGCAACCCCCUGCUCUACAUGGUGGUGGUAUCUCAACGGAUCUGCCUUCUGCUGGUGUCCCUCACCUACUUCUAUGGCUUUUGUACAGCUAUUGUCGUGACACCAUGUGUGUUCUCUGUGUCUUACUGCUCAUCCAACAUAAUCAACCAUUUUUACUGUGACAAUGAGAUAGACUGA